This is a messenger RNA of Solanum tuberosum (potato), 2837 nucleotides long. RefSeq names its product pentatricopeptide repeat-containing protein At4g21065-like. Gene Ontology annotation, biological process: RNA modification. The record is from RefSeq and is a predicted model, not a curated record. Bases 156 to 1973 code for a protein of 605 amino acids. The transcript has a single exon. Gene Ontology annotation, molecular function: RNA binding; zinc ion binding; protein binding. NCBI's taxonomy places the organism in Eukaryota, Viridiplantae, Streptophyta, Magnoliopsida, Solanales, Solanaceae.
AUGUGCAUAUUAGUGCUUCUUUGUUCUUCACGUCUUAGAAUGAAAUUCGUGUAUAUAUAAAAACUAUACCAAAAAUAACUAAUGAUUCGAAAUAAUUUUUUGGACAAUGAAAGUAGAAUGGAUUAGCGUUUGUCGCCAUUGAUGGCAUCAACAAGAUGCAGCAUUUACCCUCAAAAUCAAAGCUAUUCCGUUCACUUCACACAUCACUAUCACUCACCAGCAAGAACCGAGCAGCAGAGCAGAAUUGCUUAUCUCUCCUCCAACUCUGCGAUUCUCUGCCUAAACUCCUUCAACUCCAAUCCCAUAUCUUCAAAUUAGGCCUACAAAGUAACCCCCUUGUGCUCACAAAAUUCACUUCCAUUUCCUCUGAACUUAACGCUAUUGCCCACGCUUCAUCAUUCAUCUUUUCCCCAUAUGUUGAAACCCAUUACUUUGAUACCUUUCUUUUCAACACCAUUAUCAGAAGUUACGCUGUAACUAGUGAUUUUAAGGAUAAUGCUUUGUGUUUGUAUGGCAAAAUGUUAAGUUAUGGUAUUUGGCCUAAUAAGUUUACCUACCCUUUUGUGCUUAAGGCUUGUGCUGGGAUUGGUGAGUUGAAAUUAGGCCAGACUGUUCAUGGGUCAGUGGUGAAACUUGGGUUUGAUGAUGAUUCUCAUGUUUUGAAUACUAUGGUUCACAUGUAUUGUUGUUGUGAUGGUGGGGUUGAGUAUGGGCGGAAGGUGUUUGAUGAAAUGCGUAACUGGGAUUCAGUAGGGUGGAGUGCGAUGAUAGGUGGUUAUGUGAGAUGGGGUUUGUCUAGUGAGGCUGUAGGGUUGUUUAGAGAAAUGCAGGUUGUUGGGGUAGAACCUGAUGAAGUUACGAUGGUUUGUUUGUUGUCUGCGUGUAUAGAUUUGGGUGCCCUUGAGCUAGGGAAGUGGCUCGAGGCAUAUAUCGAGAGGGAGAAUGUUCCAAAGAGUGCUGUUCUUUGGAAUGCUUUAAUUGAUAUGUUUGCAAAAUGUGGUGAUGUUGAUAAAGCUCUGAGUUUGUUCAGGAGCAUGAGUCAAAGGAAUAUUGUUUCUUGGACUUCAGUUAUAGAUGGUAUGGCGAUGCAUGGCCGGGGAACUGAGGCUGUUUCUUUAUUUGAGGAGAUGAAGAAAGAUGGGGUUGUACCUGAUGAUGUUUCCUUUAUUGGGUUACUUACUGCUUGUAGCCAUUCGGCUUUAGUUGAGCAAGGUAAGGGCUACUUUUAUUCGAUGACAAAGGAAUUUGGGAUUUCACCUAAGAUAGAACACUACGGAUGCAUGGUUGAUCUGUUAUGUAGAGCUGGACAUGUGCAAGAAGCAUUGGAUUUUGUUCAGAGAAUGCCCAUUAAGCCAAAUCCAGUAAUUUGGAGAACACUUAUUAAUGCUUGCCGUGCUCAUGGUGAGCUGACGAUUGGUGAAAAAAUAACAAAAGAGCUGAUAAAAUAUGAGCCUAUGCAUGACUCUAAUUACGUAAUGCUUUCUAACAUUUAUGCAAAAAUGUUUUCUUGGGAGAAGAAGACCAUGAUUAGGGAAGUUAUGGCGAAGAAGGGAAUGAGAAAAGUUCCAGGGAGCACUAUGAUUGAACUAUACAACGAAAUCUAUGAAUUUGUGUCAGGAGAUAAAAGUCAUAGUGAGUACAAAAUUAUUCAUCAGAUGGUGGAUGAUAUUGGAAAGGAGAUUAGAAAAGCUGGAUUUGUUGCUUCAACAUCAGAAGUGUUACUUGAUAUCGAUGAAGAAGAUAAAGAAGGCGCUGUAAAUAGGCAUAGUGAAAAGCUUGCUAUUGCAUUUGCCCUUAUGAAGACACCUCCUGGAACUCCUAUCCGAAUAGUGAAAAACUUACGAGUCUGUGAAGAUUGCCACUCUGCAACUAAAUUCAUCUCAAAGACUUACAAGCGAGAAAUAUUGGUCAGGGACAGAAACCGAUUUCACCGUUUCAUAGAUGGGGUUUGCUCAUGCAAAGAUUUCUGGUAGCUUAAUGUGCAUGAUGUUGUAAUCAAUAUCAGUCAUGGCAACCAGGAGUGUCUUUUCAUGAGCAUUGUCAGCUGAACGGCUAAUCCAAUAUGCAUGGUCUUCUUGCGUAAACAAUGGAACUAAAAGUAUGAUGCUACAAAAGGAUAUUCAUUUUUUGGACGGUCUUCUUGAUUUUCUGAGUUUCUUUUGUAUCUUUGUCUCUCUGUGGAGGCAUUGUUUCGUUGGAGACGUUGUAAUCAUGGCAUCAUUGGCUUCCUUAAACAUCGUCACGAAGGCAGGUAUACUCCAUUGGUUGUCUUUGACUGGUAGAUGACAUUAAUACUGAACAAAGGUGAUGGAUGCAUGAGGCUUCUACAAUUGACAAACAAAAUUAAUGCUCAUAAUAAUAGUUGGAGAAUAUGCGUGAAGAUGCUUUGAGAAGGGAAGCCUUGUAGCAACUGUAAGAGUUGUCCCCGUGUGACCAAGAUGUCAUGAGUUCAAGUCAUGGAAACAACCUCUUGGAUUACAUAUAAUGGAUCAAAUAUGGCCUGGCCCUUCAUUGGAGACUGCAUAUAGCCGGGAGCUUUGUGCUAGUGCGCGAAUUUUUCAUCUCCAAGGAAAGAUAUAUUUUGCUAAAAAAAAAAAAAGCAUACCGUUGGUUAUUGAUUAUUCACUCUGCUGACAAGAGAGAGUUGAUCGAAUGGUAAGCUGCCUUCAGCUCAAAUCCUAAAGUUGUCCGCUCGAGUUACAAGGGAGCAAAAAGGCGGAAGUUCCUAGGAAAAUAUAAUUUUCUUUAAACACUAAUGUAUUACAACUUCCCUUACUCAUUAGAUUCGUCCAUACAUGAAAAUAAUAAUGAACAAGAAGACAAAUGACUUAAAAGUA